AUGUCAAAUUCAAAUGGUACUACCAAACCACAUGUGAUACUUAUACCAUACCCAGCACAGGGCCAUGUUGCUCCUCUCAUGAAAUUGGCAUAUAAUCUUGCUAGCCAUGGCAUCAAGGUCACCUUUGUCAACACAGAGUCCAUACACAUGAAAAUUACAUCUGCAAUGUCUCAAGAAAUCACGGACCAAUGUCCGAUAAAUUUAGUUGCGGUUCCUGACGGAUGGGAGUCUAAUCCCGGGGAGGAAGAAAAAUGGGAAUCGAUAGAGAAUGCACCGAAGUGUAUGCGAGCUCAUCUGCAAAAUCUGAUCGAAAAUAUUAAUCGGGCGAAUAAUGAUGCACAUGUAACGUAUGUAAUUGCUGAUAUAGUACAUGGUUGGGCUCUAGAAGUAGCCAAGAAAAUGUGCAUCAAGACUGGGGCAUUUGUACCUUAUGGACUAGGAAACUUGGCACUGAUGCUGCAUGCUCCUAAGCUUGAUGAGGCUGGAAUUAUAGAUUUUUAUGGUAAGCAUAAGUACUGGUCAUUAACUAAAAUAUCUCACUUAUUUUUUCUUUGUUGGUCAAUUUGCUCCAACACCAGAUCUUCACAGUUUUGAAACAGGCUCCAAUAUGCCAAUUGAAUUGCGCCCAAUUGGUGAUAUCACACUUAAAUUGACUUGAAUUAUAUCAAUUUUUCUCAUGUGGAAAAUGAUAUGGAUGUUCACGUAGGCAGAGAGUAACAACAUGUAAUGUUUCGUUAACACUGCUAGAUAAAAGUGAUCGGAUUCGAUGGACCGAUUUUGAAAUGGUAGGGACCUAAUUUAAAAUUAAAAAUUCAUAAUGCCUAUUUACUCUUCAGCCUAAACAUAUAAAUAUUCAGCCUGCCUGAGAGACAUGUGCGACAUGCGGUCUGCCCCACAGCGAAAUCUUAAGAGCCACAGUAAUUAGAA
This is a messenger RNA of Mercurialis annua (annual mercury), 927 nucleotides long. Its product is annotated as UDP-glycosyltransferase 83A1-like. NCBI's taxonomy places the organism in Eukaryota, Viridiplantae, Streptophyta, Magnoliopsida, Malpighiales, Euphorbiaceae. Bases 1 to 594 code for a protein of 197 amino acids. The transcript has a single exon. The record is from RefSeq and is a predicted model, not a curated record.